Molecule: messenger RNA, 594 nt
Organism: Parnassius apollo (apollo)
Lineage: Eukaryota; Metazoa; Arthropoda; Insecta; Lepidoptera; Papilionidae
Source: the annotation of a GenBank genome assembly
AUGUUACGGGAGGCCGCUGUACUCUUAGCCGUUGCUUCACUUGGCUUUGGGUCUUUGCUGGAUGGCGAUUUGGACUUAGCAGAUGGUGUAAAGUUAGUCAGUAUACCAGUGUCUAACAGUUUGGAGGAUGAAGGCAGAUCACUCGGAAACUCACCGCUAUUCCGUAUGGCAAAGUUUCUUCAAGGACACGAGCUUCACGUCAAGCUGCCGAAUCUUAUCGAAAAAGAUAAAAUAAGUCAUCUAUUCGAGGAAUCGUUGAAAAUUGUGGAUGAAUCCUACAAAAACAAUAAUGUUACUGGUCGAGGCAAAGGUGACGGUGGUGCCAGCAGUAUGGCUCUCCUUGGUUUGAUGUUUGCGAAGACAAUGGGUGCCGCUGGUAUUGGAGGAUUAGGUCUUCUUACGAUGAAGGCUAUGGCAUUGUCGGCUCUUGCACUGAUGCUGUCAGCUAUCGUGGGAGUUAAAAAGCUGGCUUCCAGCGACGAUCACGAUGACCACCAGGUCAUAUACGCCGGCCAUCAUGGUCAUCGAAGAAGACGAGACUUGACGGAUACACCACUCCCAUACAGAGGCUGGACUGAGUACAAACAAUCUUAA